Budorcas taxicolor (takin) is the source of this 1206-nucleotide messenger RNA. RefSeq names its product NFKB inhibitor beta (gene NFKBIB). The transcript is spliced from 6 exons. Gene Ontology annotation, biological process: signal transduction; cellular response to lipopolysaccharide. The record is from RefSeq and is a predicted model, not a curated record. Gene Ontology annotation, molecular function: protein binding. Bases 88 to 1167 code for a protein of 359 amino acids. NCBI's taxonomy places the organism in Eukaryota, Metazoa, Chordata, Mammalia, Artiodactyla, Bovidae. Gene Ontology annotation, cellular component: cytosol.
UUCCCAGCAGGGCGGAAGCGCCAGAAUUCCAGGCAGAGCCCAGCGACUGGCGGGCAGCCGCUGGGGUCCCCUGAGGCUUUGGGGGUUAUGGCCGGGGUCGCGUGUUUGGGGAAAGCUGCGGACGCCGAUGAAUGGUGCGACAGCGGCCUGGGCUCUCUGGGUCCGGACGCGGCGGCCCCCGGAGGACCUGGGCUAGGCGCGGAGCUGGGCCCGGGGCUGUCGUGGGCGCCCCUCGUUUUCGGCUACGUCACUGAGGAUGGCGACACGGCACUGCACUUGGCGGUGAUUCAUCAGCAUGAGCCCUUCCUGGACUUCCUCCUAGGCUUUGCAGCUGGUACCGAGUACCUGGACCUGCAGAAUGACUUGGGCCAGACGGCCCUGCACCUGGCGGCCAUCCUGGAGGAGGCGUCUGCGGUAGAGAAGUUGUAUGCAGCAGGUGCCAAUUUGCUGGUGGCGGAGCGUGGAGGCCACACGGCGCUGCACCUGUCCUGCCGCGUGGGGGCCCACGCCUGCGCUCGCGUGCUGCUCCAGCCUCGCCCCCAGCACCCCAGGGGAGCCCCCAAAACCUACCUCGCUCAGGGCUCUGACCAUACCCCUGACACCGACCACACCCCUGUUGCCCUGUACUCUGAACCUGACGUGGAGAAAGAAGAGGAUGAGAGUGAAGAGGACUGGAAACUGCAGCUGGAGGCUGAAAACUAUGAGGGCCACACCCCACUCCACGUGGCUGUCAUCCACAAAGAUGCAGAGAUGGUCCGACUGCUCCAGGAGGCAGGAGCUGACCUCAACAAACCCGAGCCCACCUGCGGCCGAAGCCCCCUGCACUUGGCCGUGGAGGCCCAAGCAGCUGAUGUACUGGAGCUUCUCCUGAAGGCCGGUGCUGACCCCGCUGUCCGCAUGUAUGGUGGCCGCACCCCACUCGGCAGUGCCACGCUUCGGCCCAACGCCAUCCUUGCCCGCCUCCUCCGUGCUCACGGAGCCCCAGAGCCUGAGGACGAGGACAAGCCUGGCCCCUGCAGCAGCAGCAGCAGCAGCAGCAGCAGCAGUAGCGACGAGAGCGGGGAUGAGGGCGAUGAAUACGACGACAUCGUAGUCCACAGUGGCCGGAGCCCCAACCAGCUACCUCCCACCCCAGCGUCAAAACCGCUCCCUGACGACCCCAUCUGACUUAACUGUUAAUAGUUUCCAAUUUAAUAAAAUGUCAGU